GCACCGCCCCUUUUUGAGCUAGGGUGCCCGGAUGUUGAGGACGGAGAAGGUGCUGCUGCUGCGGGGCCCGCAAGGCCGCCGGUCCGUGCGGGUCGUGCGCGAGCACUACUUGCGGCCCCACGUGCCCUGCGGGAGCGCGCUCUGCCGGGCGGGCUGCCCGAGAGAGGGGAAAUUGCUCUCCGAUGAUGCCACCCACUACGUGGUUCCGGACUGGAAGGCGGUGCAAGACUACCUGGAGAUCCUGGAAUUCCCCGAGAUGAAGGGCCUCGUCUUCAUGCAGACGGCCUGCCAGGCCCUGCAGCACCAGAGGGGACGCAGACAAUACAAUAAACUGCGGAAUUUAGUGAGAGACGCCCGUCACGAUUGCGUUAUGUUUUUUAACGAAUUCCAGCUGUUUUCGUAUUUGCCGAGAGAGAAAGGGGAACCUUUGGAAAAGUGGCAGACCCGGAGCAUCUACAACGCCUGCGUGUGGUACCACAACCACCUUUCGGGACGGAUGCCCAUUGUCAUGGUAACGGACGAUGGGGAUGCCAUCAAGCAGCUCGGAAGCGAGACGGAAGGAGUCUUUGUGAUUUCGUUCAAGGAUUAUCUGGACAACUUCUGGCCCGACCUGAAAGCGGCGCAUGAGCUCCUGGAGUCGGUGCAGCAGUCGCGGCGCGAGAGCGAAGGCCAGGAGGGCGGCCGGAAGGAGUACGCGGAGCACGUCCCUCCGGAAGCCCUGGGCGCCGGGAUCAAGUCCGGACGGUUCUUGCAGGGAGUCCUGAACGUGAACAAGCACCGGGCGCAAGUGGAAGCCUUUGUGCGGCUUCAGGGGUCCGGCAACAAGGAGAAAGACCUCACCACCGACGUCCUCAUCCACGGCACCAGAGCGCGCAACAGGGCCAUCCACGGAGACGUGGUCGCCGUCGAGUUGCUGCCCCGGAGCGAGUGGAAGGGCCGGACGGCCGCCCUCUGCGAGAACGAGGCCGAGGACAAGGCCGCCGGGGAGGCCGCCGGGGAGCCCAUGCCCACAGGGAGGGUCGUGGGGCUCCUGCAGAAGAACUGGCGCGACUUCGUGGCCACGUUCCCUUCCCAGGAGGAGAGCCAGUCUCACGGCAAGGCCGCGCAGAAGGUCCUGGUCACGCCGUGGGAUUACCGGAUCCCCAAGAUCCGGAUCAGCACGCAUCAGGCCGAGGCCCUGCAGGACUUCCGCGUGGUCGUGCGCAUCGAUUCCUGGGAGUCCACGUCCCUGUAUCCCAACGGGCAUUUCGUGCGGGUUCUGGGGCGGAUCGGAGACCUCGAGAGCGAGAUCCAAACCAUCCUGGUGGAAAACAGCAUCUCCGUGAAGCCCUUCUCCGAAGCGCAGAUGUGCGAGAUGCCGCCGGUCGUCCCCGACACGCCGUGGGAAGUGUGUCCGGAGGAAGAGCGGAGGCGCACGGACCUGCGCGACACGCACUUGGUGUUCAGCAUCGAUCCGGAAGGCUGCGAAGACGUGGACGACGCGCUCUCAAUCCGGGAACUGCCCAACGGGGACUUGGAGCUGGGCGUCCACAUCGCCGACGUCACGCACUUCGUGGCCGCGGGUUCUUACACGGACAUCGAGGCCAGAGCCAGGGCCACCACUUACUAUCUAGCUGACCGGCGUUACGACAUGCUGCCCGCCGUCCUGAGUGCCAAUCUGUGCUCCCUUCUUGGGAACGUUGACAGGUACGCGGUGAGUGUCCUGUGGGAGCUGGACGGAGCCUCCUGUGACAUCAAGCGGGUCUGCUACAAGCGGAGCAUCAUCCGCUCCUCCUUCCAGCUCUCCUACGAGGCGGCCCAGGCGCUGCUGGACGGGGACCGGAGUGUGGCGGAGAGCCUCCCGGAGCUGGCGGGGCUCCCGGAUGGGGCGGCCAGGGCCCGGAAGGCGGAGGAGCUGUGCUGGGCGGUGGGGCGGCUGGCGGAGGUGGCGCGGCGCAUGCGGGCCCGGCGGGACCUCCUGGGGGCCCUGGAGCUGGAAGGGGUGGAGGUCCGGGUGCAGCUGGACGCCCAGAAGAACAUCGGGGACCUGGUCCCGCGGCAGCCGCUGGAGGCCCACGAGGUGGUGGCCGAGUGCAUGAUCCUGGCCAACCACUGGGUGGCCAAAGAGGUCUGCGGCCGCUUCCCCCACCGGGCCCUCCUGCGCCAGCACCCCCCACCACGGCAGGAGUUCUUCGCUGAGCUCCGCCAGUGCGCCGCCGCCAAGGGCUUCGCCAUGGACACCCGGUCGAACAAGGCCUUGGCGGAGUCCCUGGACCGGGCAGACGACCCCUCCGACCCCCUUGUGAACCGGAUCCUGAGGUCGAUGGCCACCCAGGCCAUGUCCAAUGCCGUUUACUUUUCGACCGGCUCCUGCCCCGAAGAAGAGUUUGCUCACUACGGCCUGGCCCUGGAUAAAUACACGCACUUCACGUCCCCCAUCCGGAGGUACGCCGACAUCGUGGUCCACCGGCUGCUGUUGGAGGCAGACCCAGCGGGGCCCAAGGGCGGCGGGCCGGGCAGCACGGAGCUGGAGGAACUCUGCCGGCACAUCAACAGCAGGAACCGGGCCGCCCAGCAUGCGCAGAAGCAGUCCACGGAGCUCUUCCAGUGCAUGUAUUUCAAGGACAAGGGCCCGGAGAGGGAAGAGCCGUGCACCGCGGACGGGGUGGUCUACUCCAUCCGGACCAACGGCGUCCUGGUCUUCGUUCCUCGGUAUGGGAUCAAAGGUGCGGCUUACCUGAGAAACAAGGAGGGGCUGGUCCUCUCUUGCCAGGGAGACGGGGCCUGCGAAUGGAGACCGGGUUCGCUCCAGCGUUUCCCCACCAGAAUCACCUCCACGCCUGCGUCCGGGGAGGGCGUGACGCUGAACCUGUUCGACCACGUGACCGUCAAGAUCUUGGUGCAGACGUCCCGCUGCCACGCCGACACUGUCCGGCUCCAGAUCGCAAGCUGCAGGCCCCUCCAGGCACCGGCCGGAGACCCGCCCCAGAGCUCCCGGGUGUCCAGGACGGAGUUGGUCAGGGAAGUCACCCGGACGGCGGCGGAGGAGGCAGCAGCUCAGUUUGCGCAGGGGAAGUCCCAGGCGAAGAAGGCGGAGGAGGAGGAAGGGUGCGCAGAGUAUCGCCAGACACAGGGCUCGAACCUGUACCGGCUUCUGGAGGAAAUCAAAGACUUGGCUCUGAUGGAUGUCUCUGCAAACAGCGGGGCUUGAAACACACAUUUCAUACCGUUAUCUCAUUUGGCCAACGUUUAAACAUUUUUUUAAAAAAGGCUGGGGGUGACUUGGAAUGUUUUUAGCUGGCUUUGCCCUGUAAUUAUAAUUUAAAACACCAUUUUGUAAAAAAUUGGAAUGACAAUGGGAAGUACUAUAGCGUGGGUGAAGUAAAGAAAACUAAACAUGUGUCUCAGGGAGCAAGUAUUAAAAUGAGUGAGAGGCA
Messenger RNA from Anolis carolinensis (green anole), 3416 nucleotides. RefSeq names its product DIS3 like exosome 3'-5' exoribonuclease (gene dis3l). Gene Ontology annotation, cellular component: cytoplasmic exosome (RNase complex). Gene Ontology annotation, molecular function: RNA binding; 3'-5'-RNA exonuclease activity. The transcript has 17 exons. Bases 32 to 3190 code for a protein of 1052 amino acids. The record is from RefSeq and is a predicted model, not a curated record. Lineage: Eukaryota; Metazoa; Chordata; Lepidosauria; Squamata; Anolidae. Gene Ontology annotation, biological process: rRNA catabolic process.